AUGCCAAAGUUUACGAAAUCCGGCCCAAACGGAAAUGCUCGAAUCAGCCCCUCUCAUUUAAAUGCGCUCCCACGCCUAACCCAGCCUCCACCGGUAUCGCCAACUUCACCAGGAGGGCAAGAAAGGUACGAAGUGGUGAUCGUGGGAUCUGGCCCAGCCGGAAUCCUCUCCUCGGUUCUCUUAGCCCGCUACGGAAUAACAAGUCGCCUAACCGUUGACGACAAGCACUCCCAAACAGAACUCGGCCAGGCAGAUGGCCUCCAGCCACGCACCCUAGAGAUCCUCCAGUCCCUCGACCUUGCUCACGAGAUCCUCACCCAGGGCUGCCAAUUCCAUGAAGUGAGCUUUUGGAACCCCGGCCCGGAGAAUAAAGGCAUCGUUAGAACAAAUCGGGUGCCGAAUAUUUCGGUGCCGGCGAGGUUCCUCCAUGAGGUCACGAUACAUCAAGGGAGGAUCGAGAGAAUUCUGAACGAGGACUUAGAGAGGAAUGGUGGGAGGGUGGAGAGGGGUUGGAGAGUUACUGGGUUUGAGAUUGACACGCCGGUGGAGGAGGAAGGAUUUCCAGUUGUUGUUAGGAUGGUAAAGACCGGGGAGGAGUGGAAAGGAGAGGAGAGGGUAGUUAGGUGUAAGUAUUUACUCGGAGCAGAUGGAGCUAGGAGUGUGGUCAGGCAGGGUAUGGGGUUAAGACUCGAGGGGGAUCAUACGGAUCAUGUCUGGGGCGUCAUGGAUACCGUCGUAAAAACAAAUUUUCCGGAUAUUAGGAGGAAAUCCGCCAUCCACUCCGCGGUAGGGUCGGUAAUAGUCAUCCCCCGAGAACGCAUCUCCCCAACGCAAGCAAUUACGAGAAUCUACUGCCAGAUGGAAGGCGAAGUGGAGAAAGACCCUAAUCUCGACAACCAAAUCCAAUCGCAGACCAAGAGAGUACUCUCUCCUUAUAGUAUUGAAUUUGGAGAGGUAGAUUGGUGGGCAACCUACCAAAUUGGUCAACGUGUCUCCCCACGGUUUUCCCAACCAGAUAGCCGCGGCACUCUCCGCGUGCACAUUGCCGGCGAUGCCUGCCACACGCACAGCCCGAAAUCCGGCCAGGGGAUGAACGUCUCCAUGAUGGACGCGUACAAUUUCUCUUGGAAAGUAGCUCAUGUGCUCAACGGGCUCGUACCGCCAGACUCUGAUUUGUUAGCCACCUACCAGCACGAGCGGCUGGACAUCGCUCAGCAGCUAAUCGGCUUUGACCGCGAAUUUUCUAAAAUGUUCUCUGGACGGAUCGGUGGCGAUCAUGGACUUAGUCAUGAGCAGUUUCAGGGAGUGUAUGUGAAAAUGUGCGGGUUCACUAGUGGCUGUGGGAUUGAGUAUCGGGAGGGGAUGCUUGUGAAGGGCGGCCGUGAACCGCUCAAGGAACGGGGAAAUGAAGAUGAGUAUUUGGCGCCAGGGAGGCGGGUGGUUAAUGCUAAAGUAUUGCGGUUUUGUGAUGGAAACCCUAGGGAUAUUCAAGAUGAAGACCUCCCAUCAACAGCCCGCUACAGAAUCUUAACCCUCCUCCCCACCUCAUUUAAGCACUUUCCCCACAAAUAUGCCGAGCUCCUCACCAUCUUAACCUCCAGAAUACCUUUAACAUUCCCACCAUCCAUAGUCGAGGUGCCUAUUUUCUUCCCCGGUGAGCGAGGGAGUCUAGAAUGGACUGACUUCCCGCCGAGUGUACGGGAGAAAUCAGAGUGGCUGGUUUUUGGAGAUGAGUUUGGGGAGGUGUAUGCUGCCUGGGGAGUCGAUGAGGAGGUUGGGGCAUUGGCGGUCGUGAGGCCUGAUGGGUACGUUGGGGCUGUGGCAGCGUUAAGUGAGGUCGUAGUGGUUGAGAACUGGUUGGGGAAAGUGUUGGUCAAGGGGCAGACCCUUGGUGGAACAAUGCUUUCGUCUAAGUUGUGA
Molecule: messenger RNA, 1920 nt
Organism: Tuber melanosporum (Perigord truffle)
Lineage: Eukaryota; Fungi; Ascomycota; Pezizomycetes; Pezizales; Tuberaceae
Exons: 7
Coding region: 1-1920 (639 amino acids)
Molecular function (GO): FAD binding
Source: RefSeq, a predicted model, not a curated record